AUGCAGGACGCUGAAGAGGAUGACAUGGCGUGUGGAGACUUGGGGAAUGGACUUGGGAGAAGACCUGGAGGCGUCUAUGAAGUGGAAGAUUUACAAAACUCCUAUCCAUUUAGACCUAGGAAAGGGUCUGCAAAGGUUUGCAGCUCUCCCUUGUCAACAAAGAGAGGAGAAGAAAAUGAUACCGCAGUUUCUCCCGGUUCAAAACAAAACGGUUCUUAUGAUGGAUUGUCCAAAAAGCUUGGAGUUGUACUCGCUAGUUCGAGCCAACAAAAUAGUUGUGUGUCUGAUUCUGAAGUUUCAAAUGAAGAACUCCAGCAACAACUUCAAGAAGCUCUAGAGGAAGUUGAAAUUUUAAAAGUUGAGCUUGAAGCUUCUCAAAGACAGCUUGAAGGAAAAGAUGAAGCCCUAAGAAUUUUACAGAACAUGGCAGUAUUUAACAAAGCCACUAGUCAUACAAAAGCAAUGCUUCAAAAAACUGAGGAAGAAAAGAGAGCUUUAGAAAAGGAAAUAAAUACUUUGCAAUGGGAAAUUGAGUUUGACCAGGAUAGAUUUAAAAACAUAGAAGAGACCUGGAGAGAAAAAUAUGACAGGCUAUAUUGUGAAAAUGCAGCUCUUAGGGAAACAUUGAAACUGAGAACAGAAGAAGUUAAAACUCUUCAAUCUGAAAAUGCAAUUUUGAAUCAGCAGUGCUUGGAGUUUCUUGCAAUGCUUGAUGUGAAACAACAGAAGAUGAUUCAGGAAAAUAUGUCCUGGAAUAAAAGUGACCUUACAGAUGUUACAGGUCUUGAACUGGCAGUUCUUGGAGCCUGCACCUGCAGUGCUUCUGGAGGGCAACCUUGUUCCUGUGCUAAAAUGUCAGCUGUAACUCGAAAACAACUUCUUCAGCUCAAGCAAGAGAUGGAACUUCUCAAGAAGAGUAAAGAUGAAGCUUUUAUGAUGGCAGAUGCCUUCAGAAUUGCAUUUGAGCAGCAGCUAAUGCAGAGGAAGGACCAGGCCCUGAGGCUUGCGGAAAUGAAUAAAAUUAAAAAGGAAACAAAAUUUAUAAGCUGGAGACAUCUGAAGGAGGAUGGAUGUGUCAAGUUGCAAGGAAACAAGAAAAGUUUGGGACAAAAAUUAUCAGGCCUGCUGUCUUCAGGAGUGGACUGCAGGAAAGUUGAAGAGCUAGACAAUACUCACGAAAUCCUUAAGAUGUUAAUUGAUUUGCUAAAUGACAAAGAAGAGGCUUUGGCUCAUCAGAGAAAGGUUAGUUACAUGCUAGCUCGUGCAAUGGAGAUGAAAGAGGAUGCUUCAGAACAAAAUACAGAGAACACCACUCUGAGGAAUCGUCAAUAUAAAGCCCUGCAGUCUCAAGGGUCAACUGAUCUUGUAUACACAUGCCGCCAAAACCUUGGUUCUCAAAACAAUAUUUGUCCUAUUUCCCAUACAGAAACAUUUGACAAUUCAGUAAAAAUGCUUACAAAAUCACAUUCUUGGCCAUCAGAGACUAAGCACUACGAAGAAAAUGAUUCACAUGGAAAAACAGAUGAAACUGUUGUGAUCUCAAUAUAGACAUCAGCUGGGAUAAAUUUUUUUUUUUUAAAAAAAAAGAUUAUUUGGAAAUGUCUAAAAACAAAGAAGCCUGCAGAAAUUGAGCUCUCUUUUUAUAAAACUUGGAAUUAAAUGCUAAUCAGCACCUAAUUUUGAUUAGCAUCUACUAAGAA
Molecule: messenger RNA, 1700 nt
Organism: Rhea pennata
Lineage: Eukaryota; Metazoa; Chordata; Aves; Rheiformes; Rheidae
Gene: CCDC125
Product: coiled-coil domain containing 125
Exons: 11
Coding region: 1-1548 (515 amino acids)
Biological process (GO): negative regulation of cell motility; negative regulation of Rho protein signal transduction
Cellular component (GO): cytoplasm
Source: RefSeq, a predicted model, not a curated record